Papaver somniferum (opium poppy) is the source of this 882-nucleotide messenger RNA. RefSeq lists its product as uncharacterized. The transcript has a single exon. NCBI's taxonomy places the organism in Eukaryota, Viridiplantae, Streptophyta, Magnoliopsida, Ranunculales, Papaveraceae. Bases 1 to 882 code for a protein of 293 amino acids. The record is from RefSeq and is a predicted model, not a curated record.
AUGGUAUGGGUUCACUAUCCAGGGCUUAGUUUGGAGUAUUGGGAUGAAGAAACUUUAUUUACUAUUAGUAUAGCAAUUGGAACUCCUAUCAAAGUUGAUGCAGCUACUUUACAAUACCAGAGUGGAUAUUAUGCAAAAGUUUUAAUUGAGAUUGAUUUAGCUAAAACAAUUCCCAAUAAGCUUUGGAUAAUUACUAAGUAUGAAGCAUUCUCUCAGGGUGUAACUCUUACCAAACUUCCUAAAUUUUGUACUAAAUGCAAAAUUGUGGGUCACUUAACUACAGAAUGCAGAGUUUCACAACAAUCUUCAAAAGCAGGCAGUUCUAAUCAGGUGGAGAAGGUGAUUAUUAUUGAACAAAAUCAAAGCUCUCCAUCCUCAAGUUUGAUGCCUUCUGAGCAUCAAAAAUCCAGUCAAAUUCAAAAUCCUCAUAACUCUGGUAAUUCUAUUAUACCCCCAAUAACUUUAGACAUUGCUAAACUUUUUCAGCAUCCUCAUGUUUCCAUGGAAAACCGUCCAACUGAAGUUACUGAGAUAAAUUCUGAUCUGAAUGUUAUCAAUUCUACUGUUGAUAUCAAAGUUACACAUAACCUCUUUGAAGUAUUACAAGAAAACGAUAAUGAGCUUACAGAACCUGAAGAUGGGGAAAUUAAGGAAAUUAAUGCAACCAAGCUUUUAGAAUUUGGUACUAUCCCUCAAAAUAUUACUAUUAUCCCAAGAAUUUCAACUAGCUCUCAGUCAAGUGAAGAAGUGGGUUCUUCUAAAUCUUCAAAGAAAAAGCCUCAUCUAAAGCCAGCAGUUGUCACAAGAAAAGCUAUUAAAGAAUCUCUUAAGCAUAUGAUUGAUAAGGGGAGUUUAUCUCCUCAACCACCACCUUUUAAAUGA